Messenger RNA from Thermothelomyces thermophilus ATCC 42464, 3507 nucleotides. RefSeq lists its product as uncharacterized. Gene Ontology annotation, molecular function: structural molecule activity; protein heterodimerization activity. Gene Ontology annotation, cellular component: SLIK (SAGA-like) complex; SAGA complex. Lineage: Eukaryota; Fungi; Ascomycota; Sordariomycetes; Sordariales; Chaetomiaceae. The record is from RefSeq and is a predicted model, not a curated record. Gene Ontology annotation, biological process: regulation of transcription by RNA polymerase II. Bases 1 to 3507 code for a protein of 1168 amino acids. The transcript has 3 exons.
AUGUCCAUGACCAACGGCCAGCCCGCCUGGCACACGCCGAACUCCAGCCAGGCCAACGGCAGCAGGAUGCCCAAUGGCGUUGUGGACGAUGGCCCGACGCAGACGCCGAGCGACAACCCACUCGCGCUGAUGCCUGAGGCAUCCGACCCCGACGAUGACCAUCGACGCGCUCACUUUGCGAAUCUCUUUCGACGCGCCGAAGAGAGACUCGCGCUCCUGUUUGGCGACAAUGGCGAGUACAACACGGCCGGUCUCGAGGCCCUCAAGCGGCCCCCCACUCCGCCCGCCGCCCUGCUGCCGCCGCCGGCGACAGACCACACUCCGGCCCAGGAGCCGCCGCGCAAGAAGGCGAAGCGCGUCAUCGACGAGGACGACUACGGCGACGACGACGAGGACGAAGACGAGUCAAGAGAGAGCGGCCCCAAACCGGAGACCGUACAGUCCAAACACGCCAAUGACGACGGUGCCAAGACGCUGCUGUCCCCGGCCAAGUCUGGCACGCCGGUCCCCUCCAGUCCGUGGCCCGGGAAGCAAGGCGACAAGAGUCGCCAAGAUGGAUCGCGCACGCAGGCAAAGUCCUCCGAGGAUGCGCGCAAGGAAUUGGAGGAGGCGCGCAAUGCGACCGAGCUGGCCGCCAAGCAGAGUUUCCACACGCUCAUCUACACGCUCGAGAACGACCGGACGGCCAUGCUUGAGCAGCAACAGCUCGAAGAGUCCGAAAAGCAGCUACAGGCAGAGAUGGACAAGUCGAACAACAACAAUACGAGCCAGCCGGGUCAGAACCACGGCUCGCUCAGUAACACAAACCUCGGCGCCUCGAGUCUCACGUUGAAACACCUUAUAGCGCGGAUAGACAUGAAGCGCGAUCAAGUGCGCGCGUCCGACGCCGAACUCCGGUCGCUCAUGAACGAGGUCCGCAAGAACAGGAGCAAGUGGGCUAGCGAGGAGAACGUCGGGCAGGAGGAACUCUACGAGGCGCUCGAGAAGGUGCUCAGCGAGCUCAAGGCGCAUACUGAGUAUUCUACCCCGUUCCUGAACAGGGUGAACAAGAGGGAUGCACCCGACUACUACAAUUUCAUCAAACAGCCCAUGGACCUCGGCACCAUGACCAAGAAGCUCAAAGGUCUGCAAUACAAAUCCAAGGCCGAGUUCGUCUACGAUUUGAACCUCAUCUGGGACAAUUGCCUCAAGUACAACCAGGAUAUGGGCCACCCACUCCGCCGCAUGGCCAAUGGCAUGCGCAAGGAGGCGGAGAAGCUCAUCCCCCUGAUUCCGGACAUCGUAAUCCGGCCAAGAGCAGAGGUAGAGGCGGAGGAGCGCCGCAAACAGAACGGCGGCGAGGAUGACGCGGGCGACGAUAGCGACGACGAGCCGAUAAUGUCUUCGCGGGGCCGCAAGGCCGGCACAAAAGGGGCCAACAAGUCCCGAAAAGCCCCAUCCGAUCAGAAAGAGGGUAAAGAGGGGACCCCAAACGUGGAGCAGAAGCCGCUGCUGCAGGUUAACGGCAUUCUCGCCAAAGCCCAGCGGGAAGGUUCCGAGGUGGACAGCAGCACCGGCUUGGGUACGCCACCGAUCGGCGGCUCUCUGACGCCCAGCGGUGCCAAUGGCCAGUCCGGUGUCAGCAAUGCUGAUGCCAUGGACAUCGACGGCCCAUCGUUGGAUGGUAUGGCCCUCGGUCAAGCACUGGGAGAGGCGGCCGAACAAGUCUACGAGGACGAAGCGUACAAGAUUUGGAAGCAGGUCACGAAGAAGGACCGAGCCUUGAUUGCCAAGGAGCGCUACCAGCUGUUUGCCGGCAACAAGCUCAACCCGGACGAACCCGCCCUCCUGAGGAGCAAGGCCGGGAUGCGUCGCUUCCUCAAAUCGCGAAGGGAAGCCGAAGUCCUCGGUAUCAUCCACGGCUCUCAUCUCGAUGCUUCGGCCACGGGCUCUAGCGACGGGGCCAAGGCCCCGGAGACGCUCGCCGAGGGCAUGGAAGAGGAAGGCGAACGAACAGUCCCCUCGUACUACGAGCCGCAAACCAUCAUCCCAGAUAUCGACCCAAAGCUCCAAUGGGUGGAGGACGGCGAAGGGCAGGUCAUCAAUCAUUUUGAGGACAUGCUCCGACUGAUCCCUCCCGGCCACUUCACCGCCCCGGAGAGCCGCCUCACAAACAAAAUCGAUGCCAAUAUACGGCAAAUGCAAGAAACCCGCAAACUUUGCUCCAAGAUCGGGGUCAUCAAACAGAUGCAGAUCCAGACUCACGUGUAUACUAACCAAUUUCCGAAAUACAACCCGGAGCCAUUCGUCGAGGCCGACAUUGAGCCCAGCUUCAUCGCAGGUGAAGGCCCCGUCAUGGCGCCGGAAACCUGCAGGUCAGCGAUGCAGCGCUCCGUGGCUAAGAUCUUUUACCAUGCCGGAUUCGAGGAGCUGCAGCCGUCAGCACUCGACACAAUAACAGACAUAGCCGGCGACUAUUUCCAGAAGCUCGUACGCACUUUCAACGUGUACCGAGAGGUGGAGAAGAAGCCGGCCACCGGAGUCUUUGCGGAACGAGGCGCGCGCACCCAGCCGCGGUUCACGCCCGAGGAGGUGAUUUUGCACACGCUUAACGAGAAUGGGCACGAUCUCGACUCGCUCGAGAGCUAUGCUCGUGACGAGGUUGACCGGCUCGGCAACAAGCUCGGCCAAAUUCAUGAGCGCAUGAAGGCCCACCUUGCCGACCUCCUCCGUCCGGCCCUCACUGACGCCGGCCCCGACGGCUCUGGUGCCUUCAAUGACGGCAGCGAGCAGUUCAUCGGCGGCGACUUUGCAGAGGAACUCGGCGAGGAUUUCUUCGGCUUCAAGGCGCUCGGUCUCGACAAGGACCUCGGUCUGGAGACGCUCUCGGUGCCGCUGCAUCUCCUCCAGUCACGAGUCCGCAGCCAGUACCAGAUGCAGACCCAGACCGUCGGCGGCACCACUGCCGCAGACCUUUUCGAUGCCCUGCCGCCGCUUGAACCCGUCACGCGCGAGUCGAUCGAGAACGAAAUCGGUCUGGUGCGCAACUUCUUCCUCGCCAAGCUGCAUGCCAAUAACAACGCGCCGCUGGUCGAGGACGAGGACCUCCCUCCUAAGCAGCGCCGCGCCCGUCCACGCCUCGGCGCCACGGGCAAAAUCGUCUCGCCGCAGAAGCGCAGCCCCAAGGAGCAGCUUGCGCUUGCCAAGAAGAAGAAGAAGCUCGAGUCCGGGUCCGCGCAGGUGACCGAUGGCGCCAACGCUGCCGGUGCCAAUGCCGCGGGCAACAAAGCGGGAAGCGUCUCACCCGAGAAGAAGAAGACGACGACGCUUAACGAUGCCAAAACCGGACCUGCUCCCCCUCUUCCUCUCCCUCCUAGCUCUUCCCAGUCGAGUGCGCCGGGAGGUUUGGCGGUGCCGAUGCAGAGGCAGGACACGAACACCACGGACGGCGGGGCGAGCCAGGCGACGGACAAGGAUGAGGCGGGAGCGACAGGCAUGAUGAGCCCGGAGAGCCUGGAGCAGCGGUAA